AUGGCCGCUAGCACCGCGCCUCCGCCAAUACCGGCACUCGCCCCAGGCACCGUCAUCCGCGCCCAGCGGGGCGCGUCACCGCCGCCCGGCAACCUGGAAUCUGGCGAGCGAUCCCCCCAAUUUUGUUUACUCGCCUCGGGCUCCAGCUCGCCGCCGGGGCCCCAAUGCCUGUGCUCCGGCUGCCGCGCCAGCGGCAUCCGUGCUAGCAGCACCAUACAUGGUGCUAUUAUCAACACCACUACCACCACGUGCGACGGCGACAACGACGACGACGGCGUCGCUCCUCCCUACUCGUUCUCACAUAGCAACCCCAGACACUCGUACACCUCCGACUGCAGCUCCUCGACGACGCGCACGCAUCAAUCCAGGCCGUCCCGCUCGCCCACACAGUCGAGCGUCUCCACGUCUGCCACCAGCGUCGUCGACUCAGACGGGCCAGGAGACCACCACCACCAGCAGGCCGCACCCCCAAGCCGUCGUCGGCAGGCCGUCCCCACCAACCGCAGCAGGCGAGACAAAGAGCUGCUGCAUGCAGCGCGCCAGCAGCGGUCAGGAAUCAACAGGCCGCCGCCGUUGGGCCCCGACAAGACAAAGGACGCGGCGAGAGCGCCCUGGCUGCGUCACAGAGGCUCCAGUGGGAGCGCCAACGCUGCCCAUCGCACAACCAGCAACACCAGCAACCCCCUCGACGACGCCCGAGCAGCCCUCGAGCCGCCGCAUGACCAGAUUCUCACGAGGAUGACGUUUACCGAACAGCAGCGCUGGAUCACCGUCCAGCAAAAGACGUUCACAAAAUGGUUGAAUACCAAGCUUGAUGCCCGGGAUCUCGAGGUCAAGGACUUGGUCAGCGACCUCAGCGAUGGUGUGAUGCUCAUCCAUCUGCUCGAAUGCCUCUCCAACGAGUCCCUCGGCCGCUACGCCUCGAAACCGAAGUUGCGCGUGCAAAAGUUCGAAAAUGCCAACCUGGCCCUGGACUUUAUCAAGUCCCGCGGUAUUCAAAUGACGAAUAUCGGUGCCGAAGAUGUCGUCGACGGCAAUCGCAAGAUCGUCCUCGGCCUAAUAUGGACGCUGAUCCUGCGCUUCACCAUCAGCGACAUCAACGAAGAGGGCAUGUCAGCCAAGGAAGGCCUGCUGCUUUGGUGUCAGCGAAAGACAGCAUGCUACGACGAGGUCGAAGUGCGAGACUUCAGCGCCAGCUGGAACGACGGGCUGGCGUUUUGUGCCCUGCUCGACAUCCACAGACCCGACCUCAUCGACUUUGACGCCCUGGACAAGUCGGACCACCGCGGCAACAUGCAGCUCGCCUUUGACAUUGCCCACGAAGAGAUCGGCAUCCCCAAACUGCUCGACGUUGAAGAUGUGUGCGAUGUUCCCAAACCUGACGAGCGAAGUCUCAUGACCUAUAUAGCGUACUGGUUCCAUGCCUUCUCUCAGAUGGAAAAGGUCGAAAACGCCGGUCGCCGCGUCGAAAAGUUCGUCAACAACAUGCAAGGCGCCUGGGAGAUGCAGAGUGCCUACGAGCGGCGCAUGCGUCAGCUCCUCAAGACGCUCAGCAACCAGGUCGAACAGUGGCAAGGAGCCAAGUUUGAAGGCACGUAUGCUGACGCCAAGGCGCAGGCUGCUGAGUUCGCCGAGUACAAGCGCGGGCUCAAGCGAGAGUGGGUGGCGGAAAAGAGCGACCUUGCCACGUUGCUGGGCAAUAUCAAGACCAAGCUGGGGACAUACCGGCUUCGCCCGUAUGAGCCGCCCGCCGAGCUGCGGCUGGAGGUGCUGGAGCGGGACUGGGCGACGCUGGCCAAGGCCGAGAUGACCCGGGCACAGCUGAUAAACGAGACAAUUCGAGACAUCAAGAACGCCCUGCGGAAGUCUUUUGCGGACAAGGUCAACGACUUCGCCAUGGCCCUCAACACGAUGCAGCUGGCCAUCUCCGGGCUGGACGGCGACGUCGAGGAUCAGUUGCAUCACGUCAGGAAGCUAAGCGACAACCUCGCCCCGCUAGACCGGUACCUGGAGACCAUCGCGGCCGUUGACGCCAAGUGCACCGAGGCCAACAUCGAGGAGAACGACUUCACGACGUAUACGUACGAUGAGCUGUCGUACGAGCUGGGGCUUGUCAAGUCGUCGGUGCAGAAAAAGCUGUCGUUCCUGGAGAACCAGAUGGUGGCACGCAACAUGACGAACCUGACGCCGAUACAGCUCGAAGAAUUUGAGAGCGUGUUCCGGCACUUUGACCGCGACGACACCAACUCGUUGCAGGAGCUAGAGUUCAGCGCCGCAUUGGCGUCUCUGGGGUUGGUCUUCUCAGAGGACGAAAUGCACGACUACUUUGUGGAGACGUCCAACGGGCGCGACUACGUCACGUUUGAGCAGUUCAUCCGGUUCAUGGUGGACGUGACGGAGGACCAGAAUACGGCAGAGCAGGUGUUCCAGUCGUUCCGGGAGGUGGCCGAUGGCAAACCGUACGUGACGGAGAUGGAUCUGCGGCACAGCCUGGUGCCGGAUGAGGUGAUUGACCAGCUAGUGGAGAUGAUGCCGCCGCACAAGGGACCAGACAUGUCGGGCGACCGUGGCCAGCCGCAGUACGACUACAUCUCCUUCAUGGAGAAGCUCAUCAACGAGGAGCGGGCGGCAGCGGCGACGGGGGCAGCGACAGACGUGCCAAGCGGCGUGCUCCAAGACAGGACCAAUGUCGGCGAGGCGAGCCCGCGGCGGGAUACAAAGACGAACGGCAUGGGCCGAUGA
This is a messenger RNA of Purpureocillium takamizusanense, 2742 nucleotides long. RefSeq names its product alpha-actinin (gene ain1). The transcript has 4 exons. NCBI's taxonomy places the organism in Eukaryota, Fungi, Ascomycota, Sordariomycetes, Hypocreales, Ophiocordycipitaceae. The record is from RefSeq and is a predicted model, not a curated record. The coding region runs from base 1 to 2742 and encodes 913 amino acids. Gene Ontology annotation, cellular component: cell projection; actomyosin contractile ring; cortical actin cytoskeleton. Gene Ontology annotation, molecular function: actin lateral binding; calcium ion binding. Gene Ontology annotation, biological process: actin cytoskeleton organization; actin filament bundle assembly.